Molecule: messenger RNA, 5203 nt
Organism: Eublepharis macularius
Lineage: Eukaryota; Metazoa; Chordata; Lepidosauria; Squamata; Eublepharidae
Gene: LMBRD1
Product: LMBR1 domain containing 1
Exons: 16
Coding region: 38-1663 (541 amino acids)
Biological process (GO): protein localization to vacuole
Cellular component (GO): vacuolar membrane
Source: RefSeq, a predicted model, not a curated record
UCAUUUCGCGCUGCGGCUGUUGUUGCCGGAAGUGAAGAUGGUGGCCUUCAGCGCCGAGUCGGAUUUGGUUACGGGCUGGUGCCUGUUCGGCAUUGCUUUGCUGGUUAUUCUGGUUUUCUGCUGGGUUUAUGUUCGCAAAUACCAGAGUAGACGGGAAAGUGAAGUCAUUUCUACCAUAACCUCUAUUUUUGCCCUGGCAAUUGCACUUAUCACAUCAGCACUCCUUCCAGUGGACAUUUUUCUAGUUUCUUAUGUGAAGAAUCAAAAUGGGACGUUUAAGGAUUGGGCUGAUCCAAAUGUUACAAGUCAAAUUGAAGACACAGUAUAUUAUGCAUACUACACACUGUAUUCCAUCGUAUUAUUCUGUGUGUUCCUGUGGAUUCCCUUUGUCUAUUUCUACUACGAGGAGAAAGAUGAAGAUGAUGGUGACACAUGCUCUCAGGUGAAAAUUGCACUCAAGUAUACGCUAGGAUUUCUUCUGGUUUGUGCCAUCCUUCUAAUAAUUGGAGCCUUUGUUCCAUUGGAUAUGCCCCACAAGAACAAUUCCACGGAAUGGGAGAAAGUGAAAUUUUUAUUUGGAGAACUUGGAAGCAACCAUGGUUUGGCUGCCCUGUCCUUCUCUAUAAGCUCUCUGACCCUUAUAGGAAUGGUGGCAGCUGUGACCUAUACGGCUUAUGGCAUGUCUGCUUUGCCUCUAAACCUGAUAAAGGGGACAAGAAAUGCUAGUUAUGAACGUUUGGAAAACACUGAAGAUAUUGAGGAAGUUGAACAAAAUAUACAGAGGAUUAAAUCAAAGUGUAAAGAUGGUCGACCUUUACCAACUCGGGACAGGCGGGCACUGCAACAACUUGAGGAAAGGCUAAGAGGCCUUCGAAGAAGAGGGAGACAUCUGGAAUAUAUUGAGAAAAGCUGCUGGACAAAGUUCUGUGGAGCCAUGAGGCCUCUAAAAAUUGUCUGGGGGGUAUUUUUCAUCCUUGUGGCUCUGCUGUUCACAGUCUCUCUCUUCUUGUCAAACUUGGAUAAAGCUUUGCAUUCAGCUGGCAUUGGCUCGGGAUUUCUAAUUUUGGGAACAAAUUUAACCAAUCCACUGAAUAUGCUUCUACCUGUUCUACAAACUGUCUUCCCCCUUGAUUACAUCCUCAUUACUACUAUUAUCAUGUACUUUAUCUUCACUUCAAUGGCAGGGAUUCGAAACAUGGGCAUAUGGUUCUUCUGGAUAAGGCUAUACAAGAUCAGACGGGGUAGGACACGACCACAAGCACUUCUCUUUCUUUGCAUGAUUCUGUUAUUGAUCGUUCUUCAUACUAGCUAUAUGAUCUACAGCCUUGCUCCUCAGUAUGUUAUGUAUGGAAGCCAAAAGUAUCUAAUUUCGAAUAAUAUGACAGUCGAUGGCCAGUCUGCAAAUGUUACAGCAUUUGUGCCCAAAGAUUGUGACGCAGAUGCCCCUAAAGGCCAGUGCACUAUUACUCGGACUUAUCUUUUCCUUCACAAAUUUUGGUUCUUCAGCGCUGCAUAUUACUUUGGCAACUGGGCUUUUAUUGCAGUCUUCUUAAUUGGAUUAAUAGUGUCAUGCUGCAAAGGAAAAAAAUCUGUCAUUGAAGGUGAUGUGGAUGAAGAUGAUUCAGAUAUAAGUGAUGAUGAACCAUCACUCUAUUAUGGUUGACUAUCCAGAAUCUGAUUCCUGAAGGAUAAUGCACACUGUUUAAAACUGUGAAAAUGCCAUUUUGGGUUGGACUUCUUUUCUUCCCUUGAAAAAAAGUCAUAUUUGCCUAUGUUAAAAGAAGCCAAGUGAUGGAAAACAGAGUUGGAAGAUGGAAUUGCUGAGUUCGUUGAUUGUAUUAUAGUUAAGCUAAUGUGUACAUAAAUAAUUACAAGAGUAGAUUUUAUAAAAGAAUGAUUAAAACAACUAUUUUUGCGUAUACUCUCUGAUACAAUUAUGUGUUAUUUAAUUUAGUUGCCUUUCUGUUGCUAGCCUUUUAGUUUUUUAAAAAAACUUUUAUGCUUGGUUGACAAUGUUGACAUGGUAAGUGAAUUUAAAAAUUAUUAAAAUUGCCAAUGACUGCUGACAUAAGAGUUAACAUCUAUAACUUACAUUGCUGUGUCAUUAAUGAGGUGUAGGUGGCCAGAAAUGUUGGAUUGUUUGAUUUUAGUGCUUAAGUAAAUUAAAAGCACUGGCCACUUCAGAACAUCUUGAUUUAUGGUGGGAUUGGGGCCAGAUCUUGAACUUGCAUGCCUUCCCCAUUCUCUAGGUGGUCAUAGAUUCUAAUUACACUGGGAGAUCUCUAAAAAUAUCCCUUAGUCUUACCAUAUAGAAUGCUUAUAUUGUCAGAUUAGCGAGACCUCACUUCAAAUAAAUGAGGUUUCAUGAUGAAGCCAUUAAACUUCAAGGGGUGGGGGGGAGUGGCCAUCUCUAAAACAGUUUGGCUCUCCCCUCAUGCAUAGUGAGAUUAGGAAAGAGCAACAUAUGUACUUCUUGUCCCAUUCAUCUUCCUGUUUAACAGAGUAUCGCUGUCAACUGAGCAAUAUAAAAAAGCCACACAUUCAUUCUUUAUGUAAUUUGAGAUCUGCCAUGUUUCCAAUGUAUAAAACAACCAUGUAUGUAUGUGGCAGUUGUUUUGCUUUUUAAAAAACAGGUUCAAUGUUAAUCACCAAGGUUAAUAACUGUUCGAUAUUCUGUAUUUCUCAACUUACUGUAGCACUUUUUGAAGUGGUUUUUUAAACCGUUAAUCAGUAUAUUGUCAUUUUGUUGAGUUAUAUCUAAAUACAAAGCAUAAACAUAUAAAUCAUGCACAAAAGUCAUUUCUGUACCAUUUUGUAAAAUAAAUUAAUCUUGUCUAAAUGCAUUUUGAAGCACUUGUAUAAGCAUAAACCAAUUAUUUAAUCCUCUAACCUUUAAACUUUACUGCUGAAAUUAACUACUGCUUCUUUAGUUCUUCUCAUCUACCGGUAAAACAAAACUAAACUACAAACAAACUAACAAAACUACAUCGACAAUACAUAAAACUAAACUUGUGAAUAAUAAUUUCUAGUCUGUCAGAGUUUUGAAUAUUGAAGAUUUGAGGUAAUACUUAAGGCUGGCUGUUACUUCUUAAUUAUAUUUAAUCUGUUCUAGUUUCUGGAUUUCUGGUUUCUUCUAGGAGUGAUUAGUUUUUGUUUUCUCAAAAAAAAAGGGCUUCAGGGUGACAGAAGCACAAGAAAUCUGCUUCCUCUUUAAUAUAUCUUCUUGAUAUUCUUUCUGCAGUAUAUUAAAAUGUUCGCAUUUUGCUGUAUCACUGAUUUGUUCAUCUGAUUUGCAUGUGUUGACUGGUCAAGUCACUUUGCUACUGAAUAAAAGCAGUUGGUUGGUGUCCCUGGGAAUAGCUGCUAGUGAAAUCAACUGGUCUAGCUGUAACUGAUUUCAAACAAUGAACCAUCUUAAUGCUAAUCCUCAUGGAAUGACUUGCCACUUCUCCAAUGUGUAUUUGAAAAUGUUUUGUUCUGAAAGGCAUGUAUCAGUACAGAGAUCUCAUCAGCUCUUGUAUACAAAAUAAGCCAAACAAACCUGAUCCAUGUGCCAUGGUCUCCUUUUUAGUCUGUUGUCAAGAACAGAAUCCAUGUAAUAGCUUUUUUUUAGUAGGACCAACCAAAAUGACACAAAACAGUGUGCAAUCUCUCAAAUUCACCAGCAUUCUUCAUCGGGCUGGAUAUUACAAAAAUGAAAAGGGGGUUGAUGGAAAAAGCAAAUGUCUCAGGUCAUGAUCUUACUACCUGCAUGUCAGUAUCCUGUGUUUAAUGCCGAGCAGGCAUGCAGAUUUAAAUUGGUGUGAGUGUCAAGUUGCACUCCUGGCUUUCUAGUAGUAAGUAAACAGUUUCCAAUAGCUGCUCUCUAAUACCAGGUGAGAAUUACAGAACCUUGGAGAAAUCACAUUAACAGUGUUAACUGAAAAGAAGACCACGAUUUGACUCUAGUGGCACUUUGAAGAACCAACAAGAUUUCCAAGGUAUAUGCAAGAUUUCCAGGGGUAAAGGCUUUUGAGAGGCUCAAAAGCUUAUACUGAAGAAAUCUUGUUGGUUUUCAAGGUGCUAUGGAGUCAAAUUUUGCUCUUCCACUACAGACCAACUGAAUAAAUCAUUGUUAAUUGUGUUAACGGAAUUGUUACUACAACUACUACCAAGAAGUGUUAAAGAGCUACUUCUAGCCUUUGUUUCAACAGGGAGAAACCAUUUAUUACUACUUACUCCUAGAAAGCCAGGGGUGCAGUUUGACAUUUGUACCAUUUUAAAUCUGCAUGCCUGCUCAGCUGCUUAGCACAGAAUGCUGACAUGAACAAGUCCUAGGAUAAUGGUCUGAGACACUCUCCCCGCACCCUUUUUUAUAUUUGGAACAUGCAGAUUGAUGAACAAAUCUCGUGAACUUGAAAGCUUGCACGUUGUUCUGUGUGAUUUUGGUUAGUCCUAAUAGGUGUUACGUCGUUUUUGUUUUUGAAUUUUUCACUUGGACGGACACAGCUGUAAAAAAUUUCUAGGGUACAUUUGCUGAACUGAGUUCUGAAUAGCUGCUCUCUAAUACCAGGUGAGAAUUACAGAACCUUGGAGAAAUCACAUUAACAGUGUUAACUGAAAAGAAGACCACGAUUUGACUCUAGUGGCACUUUGAAGAACCAACAAGAUUUCCAAGGUAUAUGCAAGAUUUCCAGGGGUAAAGGCUUUUGAGAGGCUCAAAAGCUUAUACUGAAGAAAUCUUGUUGGUUUUCAAGGUGCUAUGGAGUCAAAUUUUGCUCUUCCACUACAGACCAACUGAAUAAAUCAUUGUUAAUUGUGUUAACGGAAUUGUUACUACAACUACUACCAAGAAGUGUUAAAGAGCUACUUCUAGCCUUUGUUUCAACAGGGAGAAACCAUUUAUUACUACUUACUCCUAGAAAGCCAGGGGUGCAGUUUGACAUUUGUACCAUUUUAAAUCUGCAUGCCUGCUCAGCUGCUUAGCACAGAAUGCUGACAUGAACAAGUCCUAGGAUAAUGGUCUGAGACACUCUCCCCUCACCCUUUUUUAUAUUUGGAACAUGCAGAUUGAUGAACAAAUCUCGUGAACUUGAAAGCUUGCACGUUGUUCUGUGUGAUUUUGGUUAGUCCUAAUAGGUGUUAUGUCGUUUUUGUUUUUGAAUUUUUCACUUGGACGGACACAGCUGUAAAAAAUUUCUAGGGUACAUUUGCUGAACUGAGU